Zophobas morio is the source of this 1515-nucleotide messenger RNA. RefSeq names its product tRNA modification GTPase MnmE-like. Gene Ontology annotation, molecular function: protein binding; GTPase activity; GTP binding. Lineage: Eukaryota; Metazoa; Arthropoda; Insecta; Coleoptera; Tenebrionidae. Bases 1 to 1497 code for a protein of 498 amino acids. Gene Ontology annotation, cellular component: cytoplasm; mitochondrion. Gene Ontology annotation, biological process: tRNA methylation; tRNA wobble uridine modification. The record is from RefSeq and is a predicted model, not a curated record. The transcript has 15 exons.
AUGUAUAGGGAAAUAACUAUCAUAAAAAGUAUACGAACUUAUGGCAGGGUAAAAAAAUCACUUCCAUUCUUGAAGGUUUGUUGGUUAUCGUCAAAUUCUAAAAAAGACACAAUUUUUUCUUUAUCAACAGCUCCGGGAAAAGCAGGUAUUGCCGUAAUCAGGGUUUCUGGGCCACAUAGCUAUAGGACUGUUGAGGAACUGGCAAGUAAAAAAUUUGCUAUUGUUCCAAGGAAAUUAGUUGUGUGUACAUUUUUACAUCCAAAAUCUAAGGAUCCCAUCGAUAAAGGGAUGGUGGUUUACUUUCCCGGCCCACACAGUUUUACUGGGGAUGAUGUCGUGGAAUACCACAUACACGGUGGGAAAGCAGUUAUUAAUGGACUUUUAACGGCACUAAACAAUUGCUCUGUGGAAAGAAUAAGGCAAGCAGAGCCCGGAGAAUUUGCUAAAAGAGCUUUUUACAACGGAAAACUUGAUUUAACUUCUUUAGAAGGAUUAAGUGAUCUCAUCAAUUCCGAAACUGAGGCGCAGCGCAAACAAGCAUUUCGGCAGAUGACAGGAGAUCUUAAAAAUUUGUACGAUAACUGGCGACAAAGAGUUAUUGAAGCUCUCGCAUAUACGAAUGCCGUCAUUGACUUCGGCGAAGAGGAGAUGGACGUAGCAGAUACCAUUCUACCGGCAAAAAAAAUCACUCAAACUUUGCUUAACGAUAUAAAGAAUCAUCUUUACGAUGACAAGCGGGGUGUGCGCCUAAGGGAAGGUGUGCACAUAACUAUUAUGGGUCCGCCUAACUCGGGAAAAAGUUCUUUAAUGAACUGGCUAACGCAGAGAAGUACUUCUAUUGUAUCAAAUAUACCCGGAACGACUCGGGACGUAAUUGAAUCUUUUGUGGAUAUUGGCGGUUACCCUGUAGUAUUUACGGAUACUGCUGGCCUUAGGUCGACUGUAGACCUCAUAGAACAGGAAGGAAUUCGAAGAGCACUAGAGCAAGCUCGACUUAGCGACUUGAGAAUAAUCGUUCUAGACGCAAACAAUCUAAUUUCGCUAAAUAAUGUUAGUAAAUUCAAAGAGUUAUUUCAAAGGGAAGCUUUACCAUUGAAGAAUACUGAUUUCAUUUUACUAAACAAAACUGACUUAAUUCCUAAAGAAACCUCGUCACUUGAGAAGACCUUCACUGGUAUUAGCAAAGCCUAUCCCCACCAAAAAGUACUUAAAAUCUCGUGCAAAGACAAAACUAAUUUACAGCAAUUUUUGAAUCAGUUAAUAGACGAAAUUAAAACAAAAUGCGAAUCUUCUUCGCUAGUCCCAACGCAGACAAGACACCGAUUACACUUGGAAAAGUGCGAAUUUUUUCUUCAAAAGGCGCUCGAGGAAAAGGAUCUCGUGCUAUUUUCUGAAGAGCUCAAUUGCGCCCGUCAACAACUUGAGUACAUAACAGGGAGAAUCUCACUGGAAGAUGUCCUUGACCGCAUCUUCUCCGGGUUUUGUAUAGGAAAAUGACAACGUUCAACAAUGCGG